AAAAUCACAGGUUUGCCUUCACAUUGAAGAAUUCCUUCUGAACCGUGGAUCGAUUGUGCAGUUCCAUACGUCACUUUUGUACACACAGGUUUGCAAAAUGGUAGCCAUUAGGUUCAUCCUUUUCUUCUCAGGUGAUGAAGAACAGCAGUUUCUGGAAGCACGGCAUGUCAUCAUGCAGGAAAACCUGCAAAAGAGAAGUCAUUCUGAUGUAAGAAGAUUUUUAGCCAUGGAGGCUGAUGCUGAGCCAAACUGCUCCAGUGCUGUGAAAGUACACCUCUCCCUUCCCACCUUACACUCUAUAACAGUGGACUACAUAAAGUUUAUCCCAAUAUGCAGGCAAUACAAGGUGAAAUAAAAACACACCCACUUUAAUACUGACACAAGGCCAAGUAGACACGUGUUGUCUUUCCUGCCCACACGUUAUAUUUGUAGCUUGUGGUUGUAAACUAGAGGUUGCAUUGGGACUGGAAUCCUGCUGAACCCAACAGAAAAGUUGCAGGAGUGAGAGAUAUGAAGCUCACAGGACAAAGAACGUUCACUUGGGAGUAAAUGCUUUAUCCUUGUCAGGGUCUCUACAGUGUAAAAAUCUAUUAUAUUGUGGGAAAUAGACUAAAGUGAUUAGAAAAUAUUGUGGACAGGUUCAGAUAAAACAUUAACUGAGUAAGAGUAGGAUUGGUCAGAAUUCCUUCAAAAGUCAGCAGGAUUGGGAUAAAAACAAUUACAUAUAGUUCAAGAAGAAAAUCUCCUUCUACGACAUCACAUCACUGAAUCUGGAUUUAAUCUCCCUCCUCAGUUCUUUAAACACUUUAACAAGUUCAGUGCAGCUGAAAGUGCUGAUGUAGUGCUGCGUCAUUUCCCAUCACGACUAUCUGUAGACUACAUACAGCCUUUUUUACUGAGACUUUACAUCUCAUUACAGAUACUGGACCAAUCAAAUCAGUCCACAGCUUCAAACCAUCCAAUCAGGGGAGACUCUGAACCUGGUUUUCUACUGAACUCACAAGUUCAUUACCUCACUAUCACUUUGUCUGAACAGGAACGAUGAUCACACUCUUUGUCGCUCUUUCUCUCGUCAUAACUGUGAAAACUUCUGAUGUCAAGGAUCUUCAAGUUCAAAAAGUAAAGCGUGGAGAAAAUGUAACUAUAAAAUGUGACGACUUUAACGGUGACAAAAAUAAAUUAGUUUGGUUCAAACAGAGUUUUGGAAAAUUACCUCAGUUUAUUGUUAAACCGGUGGAGAAGACGAACAGAUACGGUGCAGGAUUUAAUGAUGGACGCUUCAGUACUAGUGUAGAUAAACUGUUUCAUCUCAACAUCAAAGAAAUCAAAGAAGAGGAUUCAGGAACCUAUUUCUGUGCAGAAGAGCUGAAUUCUUCACUAUACUUUGCAUCUGGAACCGUUUUGGUUGUUGAAGCUGAGGAGAUGAAACAACAUCCUCCGACUGUCACGGUGAUGGAGAACGGAGAGUCGCUCACACUCCAGUGUUCAGUACAAGCGUUUACUUCAAGCUGUGAAGGACAGAGUGUGUACUGGUUCAGACACGGCUCAGGAGAAUCUCAUCCAGGAAUCAUUUACACUCAUGGAGACGGCAGUGAUGAGUGUAAGAAGAGCUCUGAGGCUGGUUCUCCUACGCAGAGCUGUGUCUACACUCUCCCCAAGAGGAACCUCCCAACCUCUGAUAAUGGAACGUUCUACUGUGCUGUGGCUGCGUGUGGACAAAUCCUCUUUGGGAAUGGAACUAAAGUGAAAGUAAUUCAAAUAGAAGAAAAUAAUUGGAUUGAUUUUGUCUUAACAACCUCCAACAUAAUAUCUGUUAUUGUGAUCAUGGUUCUGGUUGGAGUUUUACUUAAAAAACAAAGAAAAGGGGCUUCCAGCGACCAUCCAGAUAACACAAAUCAGGCUGAUGAUGAAGAUGUCUUGAACUAUGCAGCUGUGAGUUUUGCUAAGAAACCUUCAUCCUCCAGAGCAUCCAGAGACAAGAGCCAUGAAGACGUUUAUGCACAAGUUAAAAUAAAAUAGAUAAAGUGACUUCAGAAUUGAAACACAAACAAAGUGUAAUUAUUUACUCGUUUUGGAGACGGCAGUGUCAUAUUUUAAUCAGACUAAAACUAGUGAGAUUUAUUGCUGUUAAUCGAGCUGUUUCCAUGGUGACUGCUAAAAUCAUGACUAUACUAGUUUGCUUUAGUUGAUUAAGACUGAAGCUUCUUUUUAUUUGUGAUCAAAAAGUUAUAUACUUACACGAUUACAGUCUUUGUAAUGCUGUCAUUGGUCUUUCAUUAACUUUGAUCAGAUCCUAUUUAAAUUAUAUCCUAUUAUAUAAUUCCAUUAUAUUCUGUUAUAUUGACUCUUUUUUUCUGUGUUGUAACAUGGGAGGUUUAAGGGGAUAAAUCUGUGUAUAAUGUAAUUACUGUAAAUGAGAUAAAACAUAUUUCCUAAAUUUCUAGUCAGUACAUCAGUAACUACAGUGCAGGUUUACGCAUUAUUUAUGUUUUUAUAAAUAUUAAGGACUUUUAAGUGAAAGAAGGCUGAAUAUAAAGAUGUGUGGUUACCGUUUUGAUUAUUUGACUGCUUAAUCUGAAAUUAAACUCCAGAUAGUAAAUUUUAAUACAGAUUAAAAAUGUGUAAUAAUGACUGAUUAAGUGCC
Molecule: messenger RNA, 2644 nt
Organism: Ictalurus furcatus (blue catfish)
Lineage: Eukaryota; Metazoa; Chordata; Actinopteri; Siluriformes; Ictaluridae
Product: immunoglobulin alpha-2 heavy chain-like
Exons: 6
Coding region: 1042-2019 (325 amino acids)
Biological process (GO): response to bacterium
Source: RefSeq, a predicted model, not a curated record